Molecule: messenger RNA, 843 nt
Organism: Cylindrotheca closterium
Lineage: Eukaryota; Bacillariophyta; Bacillariophyceae; Bacillariales; Bacillariaceae
Source: the annotation of a GenBank genome assembly
AUGACCGUCCGAUGGGUAUUAGAAAAGAAAGAAAUAAACAGCAACAUUGGAAUCACUUUCGGUGGUCCGAAAUCAGAUGAUGGCAACGCGGUUCAUCCGGUAUUCAUUUGGACUGUCAAGGGAGGAAGAAUGAAAAAGAUUGACAUUAUUCCAGGCUUGCGAGUGAGUAAGAUCUGUGACCAUUGGGUUCGGAAUGCAGAACAAGCCAAUCGUUUGGUCAAGUUGGCACCGCCUGGGCCUGUUCCUGUCGAGACCUAUGGCAAAUACUAUCCAGUCGAAAAGACUACCAAGGACGAAAAGGCAGGCCUAGCAUUGAACAUGACCAAAUUUCCACUCGCCUUGCCCAAUGGACUGCGGGCAAUCCAAGAAGUGGUAGAGAUCACCAAGGUCAAUCCGAAUGGAAUGUAUCCCGAGAUUGCUGAAGGUCAUAUUUUGUGGGGAAUCAAUGGCACCAAGAUUACUACCAUGAAGCAAGCCAUUAAAUUGCUUCGAAAAAAAAGAAGUCUUCGAUUGGUGGUGUUGGAUCCAGAGACCCUAGAUUCCACUGUCAAGUCGAUUGUCGAUGGUCCGAAUGCGUCAUCAUCUUCUUAUUCUUCAAGUCCAACCAGUACCAUGCCAUCUGAGGAGCCCAUGCCCCACGAUGAUGGCGACAAGAAGGAUGUGGACAAGGAUCCUACUGCUUCUACUACUGCUACUCCUGGUGACAUGCCCAGUUCACCUGUCAUGACAGUCCUGGAGAAAUCGUUUGACCUUGACGAAGACUCGGCAUCGAUUUACGAUGAUGAAACAACCCUUUUGGAAGGUGACGAAGAAUUUGAAACAGGUCCGGCCCUUUGGUGUUAG